Molecule: messenger RNA, 711 nt
Organism: Trypanosoma conorhini
Lineage: Eukaryota; Euglenozoa; Kinetoplastea; Trypanosomatida; Trypanosomatidae
Product: calmodulin-like protein containing EF hand domain
Exons: 1
Coding region: 1-711 (236 amino acids)
Source: RefSeq, a predicted model, not a curated record
AUGUACACUCUUCUCGUCUGCGCGGACCUCUUUGGGGAGAAGUGCAACUUGGAGCUUGGCUUCCCUUCCGCGCCGACAAUCGCGGAGCUGCAACGAAAGGCGUUGGAGGUGUUUGAGGCGGAGGCCAACAUGCGGCGUCCAUCAGGGUACCCGGUGGUUGAUUUCGCCAUUGUUCGCGUUCAGAUUUACGACGAUGCGCUCUUGAAGUGGGUGGAUCUGGUUUCGCAGACCCAGAUGCACGAGUACGACCAGUUGUACGUAUUUCAGCCGCAGAGCGCAUGGCACACGGAUGUGCAGAAGGAUCUUCCUCCGCCUCGUCCCCCAUCGCAAAGUUGUGCCGCGUCUGCGCUGCACUCGAUGUUGGAUUCACCGCAGAAAAGUGCGACUCUUUUAAGAAACGCAUCGUGUAGACAUAACACCUCAGGCGCGUCUACAAAUAGCAGCAUAGGUAUUUCGCCCACAAAAAUGCGAUUGGAAGAGCAACGGCGACGAGAGUCUGCGUUGCAGGAAGAAUUGAAUCGUGCUCGCGAGGAAUCGGCGCGGCUCGAGCGCGAGCUCAGCAUUGAGGAAGAAGAUAAUCGGGCACGUUUGCAGGAGCAAAAAAUCCGCAUGCUAUGUCAAAAGGAGGAUGAGGUUCGUCGCCAACGAGAGAUACUUAUGCGCUCUGAAGAGGAGUUUCGUCGUCUUCAGUCUGACAUAGUUCAGUAUUAA